AUGGCUGCACCAGUGGCGAAACGUAUCAAGACGCUGUCCGUGUCACGGCCGAUCGUGUAUGGAAAUACGGCGAAGAAGAUGGGUGAUCAGAAGCCGCCGAAUGCACCAGUGGAACACACACACCUCUGGACCAUAUUCGUGAGGGCACCUCAGAACGAGGAUGUCUCGUACUACAUCAAGCAGGUGGUGUUUAAGCUGCACGAGACGUACCCGAACAACACGCGGGUGGUGAACGCGCCGCCGUUCGAGUUGACAGAGACCGGCUGGGGGGAGUUCGACGUCAAUAUCAAGAUCAACUUUGCGGAUGUUGCCAACGAGAAACCACUGAGUUUGUACCAUCGACUUCGGCUGCAUCCUUACGACUCGCCGGGGAACCACAUUACGUCGGGGACCGACGAGAAGGGCGACCACAUCAUCAAAGCGUCCUUCUUCGACGAGAUUGUGUUCAACGAACCGAACGAGCAGUUCUUCCAAGUGCUCAUGACGAAACCAGGGAACUUGCUACCGCCGAACAAAUCCGACCAAUGCGUCUUUUCGAGACAACUCGAACAGGAGGAGAUCGACAGAAUGGACAUCGCGCUUAAGGAUGUGGAUAAACAGAUUUACAAACUGGAGCAGGAAAUAAACGACAAGAAAUAG
Messenger RNA from Huiozyma naganishii CBS 8797, 639 nucleotides. It is a transcript of the gene YAF9, whose product is annotated as YEATS domain-containing protein YAF9. The record is from RefSeq and is a predicted model, not a curated record. Lineage: Eukaryota; Fungi; Ascomycota; Saccharomycetes; Saccharomycetales; Saccharomycetaceae. The transcript has a single exon. The coding region runs from base 1 to 639 and encodes 212 amino acids. Gene Ontology annotation, biological process: regulation of DNA-templated transcription.